AUGUCCGAGACCGAGAGCUUCGACAUCGUCCAGCCCGAGGAGGCUGUCGCUUCUCCUACCGAGGCCCACGCCGAGCCCGAGAGCCCACAGGCAGCGACUCCUGCCUCGCCUGAGACGCCGGCUAAGGAGAAUGGAGACAAGAAGCCAGUUGUGAAGCGACCUGGGGCUGCCUCGGCCACGAGCGCUACUCGUCGCCCAGGCUCGACGUCGACGGCUACCAAGCCUACCGCCGCCAGCACUCGCACUGCUACUGGGCUGAGCAAGCCCCCGACUCGACCUCCCACCUCCACUGUCCGCAGGACCGCGACCUCGUCGACCUCGACUUCGAGCCACAAGAGCAGGCUUAGCAUGAGCGCGAGCGAAGACGACAAGAAGUCGACCACUUCGAGCGCUUCGGCUCGCAGGACGAGUUCCAUCAUGUCCAGCCCUGGCAAGGCAGCCGAGAGGAGGCCUCUUAGCUCUGCUACUGGCUCAGCUACGGCGACACGAAGACCCGGAACCACGACGACCACGACGCCGCGGACCGCGACAAGCACCCGAACCUCGACCGCCCACCCCCCCACGGCGACACGAACUACUGCCACUCGAACAGCGAGCGCCACCCCUACUAGUGAUGCCCGAAAGCGCCUGUCUACCUCGGGACCUUUGACUGCCUCUCGCACCGCGACUCGACCUACCUCCGCUUCUUCGGAGGCUACCAAGGAGAUUGAGUCGCUCAAGGCUAAGCUGGCCGAGAGCGAGCACGAGAUUGAAGCCCUGAAGGCUGAGGUGAAGACCUCGGAGGAGAAGCUUGCCGAACUCACUGAGCAGGUCCACAAGGCGGCAGGUGACGAUACAGGUUCCCAUACCAUUGGCGAGGACCUUGCUGCUAUCAAGGCUGAGCAUGAGUCGGCUGUUGCUGCCCUGACGGGGCAGGUGUCUGAGGCGAACGAGAAGCUCGAGACUGCGCAAGCUGAGCUUGAGAAGCUCCAGACAGAGCUUGACGCUGCCGUGGCCGCCAAGGAGACUACUGAGAGCGAGCUUGAAUCGCUGAAGAAGCAGCUUGAGACCGCUCAGGCUGAAAGCGAAGAGAGGCUUGCUUCUAGCAAGGAAGAACUCCAGAAGGCCAUUGACGAGCACGCUUCCCAAAUUGAGGAGCUCAAGACCUCUCUUGAGGCCCAGAAGACAUCUGCCAUCGAGGCCUUGGAGACUAAGCACAAGGAGGAGCACGACAAGGAUCAGGCUGAUGUUUCCUCCCACGAGACUGCUCUGGCGGAUCUCAAGGCCAGCCACGAGGCUGCUACCGCUGAGCUGCAGAAGAAGAUCGACGAACUGACUGCAUCUCAGUCUGCCCUCGAGUCCGCCAGCGACGACAAGCUCAAGUCUGAGCAGGAGGCCCACACGGCCAAGAUCGCUGCCCUUGAGGCCCAGGUUGCUGACACCAAGGUUGCCCUUGCGCUUGCCGAGACGACUGCUCAGACGGUGAAGGCCGAGGUCGUGUCUCUUAACGACGAGAUUAGCAAGCUCCAGAGCAGCUUGGCUGAGAAGGAGACUGAACUUGAGGCGGCCAAGCAGGAUCUUACCAAGGCCCAGGAGGAGGCUACCGCUGCCAAGGCUCAGGCUGAGGAGGCCCAGAAGGCUCUCGCUGAGAAGGAGGAGGAGAUUGUCAAGGUCAAGGAGAUGCAGGAAGAGCGAAUGAAGAGCAUUUCCCAGGAUUACGAGCAGGAGAUUGAGUCUCUCCGAGGAGACGCCUUCUUCAAGCGCAAGUUUGAGGAGCUUGAGGGUCAGCACAAGGAACUUGAAGACCAGCACAACGAGCUCAAGACCUCCACUUCAGAGGCUGCCGAGGGCCACGCCAAGGCCCUCGAGGCUGCCAAGGCUGAGCACGCUGCUGCUGUUGCUGCUCUGGAGGAGAAGCAGGCCGAGCAUCAGAAGAACCUUGAUGCCCUUCGUGCUAGCCAUGCUGAGGAGCUCGAGUCUUCCAAGAACACUGCGGCCGCUGACCGGGAUACCCGCAUUGCGGAGAUUGAGUCCCUGAAGGAGAGCCACGCCAAGCAACUGGAGAUUCUGAAGACCGAGGGCGCGUCCACCCACACCGACGAGCUUGAGGCUCUCAAGGCUGCUCACGCCAGCGUUCUGGAGACACUCAAGAAGGAGCAUGCUGAGGAGAAGGAGAACCUCGUCGCUGGCCACGCAUCUGAACUGGCUACGGCCAAGGAAGGAAGCGAGACCGCGCAUGCUACCGAGAUCGCUAAGCUCAAGGCUGAGCUCGACGAGGCCCGAGAAGCUGGCGAGGUCGCUCAUGCUACUGAGAUUGCAAAGUUGAAGGCUGAGCUGGAUGAUGCUCGAGAGGCAGGCGAUGCUACUCACGCAGCCGAGCUGGAGGCCCUGAAGGCCAAGGCCGAGGCUGACAAGGAAGCAAGUGACAAGGCGCACGCCGAAGCCUUGGCCAAGGCUCUGGAAGAGAUUGAGGCCGCGAAGACUGCUGGCAACGAUGCUCAGGCGGCUAAGAUCGCUGCCCUCGAGGCUGAGCACCAGGCUGCCAGAGAAGCGACUGAAAAGGCCCACAGCGAGGAAAUCCUGGCAUUGAAGAGCCAACUGGAGGCCCAGAGCGCGGACGACAAGAAGCACGCCGAGGAGUUGGCCAGCUUGAAGGCCGAGCUCCAGAACGCCAAGGAUGAGCUUGAAAAGGCGCAGGCUUCCAAGAAGCAGGCCAUUGAUGAGGCUCGCUUCGAACUCGAGCAAGAACACGCUGCUGAGGUUGAGAAACUCCUGUCCUUCAACGGUGAAGUCCUGGAGCGUAUGAAGAACGAGGGCGCCGAGGCCAAGAAGGAGCUGGAGGAGCUCACUGCUAAUCACACCAAGUCGAUCGAUGAUAUGAUGACGCAGCACCGAAACAACGAUACUCAGCUGGAGAACAAGAUUGAGAAGUUGACGGAGACCAACCAAGGUCUGGAGGCUGAACUCCAGAAGGCUCAGGUUGAGGUUGAGGAGCUGUCCCACCAGCUGGCCCAGGAGAAGACGGAGCGAUUCACAGCGCUUGCUGAGCUUGAGGAGGCAAGGAACGUCAAGCCUGAUACUUCUGAGGUGGAUGCCCUGAAGAGGGAAAUCGCCACGAUGAAGAAGUUCCACGAGGAUGCCCUUGCCGGCGUCGAUGCCGAGCUCAAGUCAACCACUGGUCGCUACGAGAGUGCACAGGGAGAUCUAACUGCUGCUCAGACUCAGCUCUCAGCCCUCAAGGACGACUUGGCCCUUGCGCAGAAGGACCUUGAAGCUGUCAAGGCUGAGGCUGAGGCCAAGCAGAAGACCGCCAAGGCCGACUACCAGGAUAUGCACGACAGCCUGACUGGCAUUGCCGAGGAGGCCCAGAAGACGGCCAAGGAUCUGGAGGCGAAGCUUGCUGAGGCGGUGGCCAAGGUUGAGGAUGGAGAGAAGCAGGUGGAGGUUCUCGAGGCCCAGAUCAAGGUCAAGGAUGCCGAGAUCGCUGAGGCCAAGGCCAACGCCGCCAUCGCCAAGCCCAAGGGACUCGCAGCCAGCAGAUUUGCCAACGCAGAGGAGGGCGACGACGCCGCCGCUGCGAAGGAUGAUGCGGCGGAAGGUGAGGAGAUUGAUGAUCAUUCCUCAGUAGCACUUGCUUCGAUAAGUAAGGCUAGACUGACGGCCAAGCAAAUGGAUACCCUCGAUAGGGAGAUGAGGGAUCGUAACUUGCAGCUGUUGAAGUCGAUCACGGACGUCAAGUCGCCCGCUCUGGGCUCUGACCGACAGUACAACUAA
Messenger RNA from Fusarium keratoplasticum, 3753 nucleotides. RefSeq lists its product as uncharacterized. Bases 1 to 3753 code for a protein of 1250 amino acids. The record is from RefSeq and is a predicted model, not a curated record. NCBI's taxonomy places the organism in Eukaryota, Fungi, Ascomycota, Sordariomycetes, Hypocreales, Nectriaceae. The transcript has 4 exons.